Messenger RNA from Pelodiscus sinensis (Chinese soft-shelled turtle), 1699 nucleotides. NCBI's taxonomy places the organism in Eukaryota, Metazoa, Chordata, Testudines, Trionychidae. The record is from RefSeq and is a predicted model, not a curated record.
CAGAAGAAACAGCAGAAUAUGAGUGAAUCUACUUACCUGGAUACCUCAACCCUCAGGGCAAGUGUAAUCGUUAAGUUUAAUGAAGGAAAAUGUAGUUUGAAAAAGACUGAGAUGCUUCAAGAAGAUCUGCAAUGGAUAAUACCAGAUAAUCAUAACUCAGUAAUGGAGAGCUUCUGCUAUGUAAACCUAAAGUGCAGCUCUGGCAAGAAAGAUUUUGGAGCCUUCGGCAAACCUACAACAGCUAAAGAAAUGUUUAUCACAGUGGACUUGAAGCUUGAAACAAACCAAAAGGAGAUGACAGACACAUGUGAUUUGAGUUGUGCUCGAAAAAGGACCGAGAAGCAACUCCGCAAAACAAUUAGAAUCUUGAGGAAGGCAAUCAGCAGGGAGCAAUUCCAUGUUUGUGUCUCUGGCAUGGACCAUGAAAUGUCCAGAAUGUCUCCUGGGCUCUCAGAUCCACAGGAGUCCUGUAGCAUGGGACAAAUGCGUGUGGAUAACAGAUGCGCUAGCUGCCGUAUUGGAACGUACUAUGACAGGAAACAAGAACUCUGUGUUUUAUGCCCUAAUGGAACAUACCAAGAUGAGGAAGGACAAAUAAUUUGUGAACCUUGCCCAAGUUCUCAGGACCCGGGACACCAAAAAUUAGCUGGCGCUCGUGAUAGAGCUGAAUGUGGAGGUCAGUGCUCACUGGGUGAAUAUUCCUCUGAUGGCUUCAGGCCCUGUCUGCUAUGUCCCUUUGGAACAUACCAGCCGGAAGCGGGCCGGACAUUCUGCUUUCCAUGUGGAGGAGGCCUUACAACGAAAUACAGCCGUGCCUCGAUGUUUCAGGACUGCGAGAUGAAAGCUUCCUCCAAUUCUGUGACCACAUAUGAAACCUGCCAAACUUAUGAACGUCCUAUAGCUUUCACAUCUAGGUCUAAAAAACUGUGGAUCCAGUUCAAGUCAAAUGAAGGGAAUAGUGCCAAAGGAUUCCAGGUGCCCUAUGUAACAUAUGAUGAGGGAUACCAGGAGCUAAUAGAAGACAUAGUUCGGGAUGGUAGACUUGCAUCUGAAAAUCAUCAAGAGAUACUUAAGGAUAAGAAGCUGAUUAAGGCGUUGUUUGAUGUCUUAGCACAUCCGCAGAACUACUUCAAGUACACAGAGUCUAGACAGAUGUUCCCACGAUCCUUCUUUCGUCUGCUGCGCUCUAAAGUUUCCAGAUUUUUGAGGCCUUACAAAUAACUGGUCCUGCAUUUAAAACACUAAACAGCUCCUAAUGAUGCGUCAGAGCAUUCUGAUGGGUGGGGAUGUGUCACACCGGUGGAGAGACUGUAGGAAACUCUCCCAUUAGCUCUUUUGCAGAUUUGACUUUCACCACUAAUAUAAAUGAAAUUUUGACUCCUUUUCAGAGGAUCCUUUUUAGGUCACAAGAUGCUCUACGGGUUCAGGGUCUGUUGGAGCAGAGACUGGCAAAGUUUUCCGUAAUCAAAUGAUACCAGAUGCAAUAUCUUUAGAGCUCUGCCCUGUUGCUGCCUUAGUAACACACAGCCCAUCCACAUGUAGUAGCUUAAGUCCAUGGUCACCAACCCGUCAGCUGGCUAUGAACAGGCUGCUUCGCUGCAGCCUCCCUUGCUCCCACCCACCUCUCCGCUGCUACUACCAGCGCAGGAAGACAGCAGAGGAAUAAAGAUCCCAGCAUGCCAGCUUCAGCUGCUCAGGC